This is a messenger RNA of Salmo salar (Atlantic salmon), 1624 nucleotides long. Its product is annotated as regulator of G-protein signaling 4. The record is from RefSeq and is a predicted model, not a curated record. Lineage: Eukaryota; Metazoa; Chordata; Actinopteri; Salmoniformes; Salmonidae.
UCCACCCUCCUCCCUCAUUCUGUUCUCUGAUGUGUGGUAGAUUAACAUGUGUGAUAAGCAGGUAUAUUAAAGGGACUGAUACACUGUAGGGAGUUAGUUUGUGCACAGACACAGAACAGGAAGGAGCACACAUCAGAAUACAACAGCUGGUUUCACAUUUUUUGUUUGUUUCAUUCAUUUCCUUCCCACGUUCUAAAAUGUGUAAAGGACUGUCCUCCCUUCCCUCGUCAUGCUUGGAGAAAGCAAAGGGGAUGCGGGUGAAGUUGAGUCACCUGGCUGACAAACAGGAGUGGACACAUCACAAACACAGGGUCCAUGAGGACAGGACUCUUCAGGAUCUGGAGUCUCUACUCAACAGCAAGAUUGGCCAGAAAGCUUUCCUCUGGUUCCUGCAGUCUGAAUUCAGUGAGGAGAACCUGCAGUUCUGGUUGGCCUGUGAGGAGUACAGGGUUACCCCCCCAUGGCAGCAGGGGGCCAAGGCCCAGUCUAUGUACUGCCAGUACAUCAACCCUGGUUCACCACAGGAGGUGAACCUGGAUGCUGAGACAAGGGAGGCUCUACUGAGAGUGAUGGAGGAGCCUGCAGGCGACACAUUCCACGAGGCCCAACAACACGUGUACCACCUGAUGGCCAAAGACUCUUAUCCUCGCUUCCUGCGCUCCCCACACUGCCUGGAGUCCCUUAGGGUUCCUUAGAUAUUCCACAGCGCCACCUGCUGCCCCGGUGGACCACACAACAUAAUAACAAGCUGUGUUUUAUAACUACAUUAGAAUUGAUAUCAUUUAUAUUUAUACUCAAGUCUUAGUUGACACUCAUAUGUGAGUUGUAAGAUGUUUGUGUUUAUCAUAAAUAUGGUAUAACUAUGGUAUAUGUCCAUGUAGCUCUUAAUCAAGUGUUUUGACAGGAAAUGAGAUCAUGAGUAUUCUAGUCAAAUCGGUCACAUACACAUAUUUAUCAGAUGUUAUUGGUCCAUACACAUAUUUAGCAGAUGUUAUUGGUCACAUACACAUAUUUAUCAGAUGUUAUUGGUCCAUACACAUAUUUAGCAGAUGUUAUUGGUCCAUACACAUAUUUAGCAGAUGUUAUUGGUCACAUAUUUAGCAGAUGUUAUUGGUCCAUACACAUAUUUAGCAGAUGUUAUUGGUCACAUACACAUAUUUAGCAGAUGUUAUUGGUCACAUAUUUAGCAGAUGUUAUUGGUCCAUACACAUAUUUAGCAGAUGUUAUUGGUCCAUACACAUAUUUAGCAGAUGUUAUUGGUCCAUACACAUGUUUAGCAGAUGUUAUUGCGGGUGUAGAGAAAGGCUUGUGUUCCUAGCUCCAACAGUGUGGUAGUAUCUAACAAUUCACUGAGUAACUAGUCUUACUAGAUGCUCUUAUGUAGAGGGAGUUAUAACCGUGUUACUAUUAGCAACGUGUAUGUGCCCAGGAUUACGUGUAUGUGCAGAGUUCAUUGGAUCGCAUGCUGAAGUAGGUUAGGGCUGUACAUUUCCACUAACUUUCCAGAAAUCCUGCUGGGAAGAUUCCCUGUCAUUUGAAUGGAGCUCCUCCGAUCUUUCCUGUCUUCUCUCUACUGUUCUCCAUCUGUCCAAUAAAACCAGCAAAAACACAGCUGAAAAAGCAA